GAAAUAUUUCAGGCCCACCGAUUUCUUUGCACUGUGGAAUUGUAUUGGAAUCUGACCUUACUCUCUUUUGAUGAUCCUGGCUUUGUAAAGCAUGUACAGGAUGAUGUUGCUUUGCUAUUAAAUGAAGCCCAAGUACAAAUAAAAUAUGUGCAGAUUGGUUUGACUCUUUAAAGUAGACCUGGGAGUUUUAGGUCUGGAGGUGUGGAUAAUCCUUCCUGUGCCUGGUCACUCUCUGGACUGUUUGUGGUACUCAAGGAGCAUUUCUUCUACCCCUUGUUUUGCAGCACAAAUUUCUGAUCAGUUUUCAAAGCAUGAAUUUCUCUGUCAUAGAAGAUUCUCCUAGUGAAUGACUUUCAACCCAAAUAAUUGAUUCCUUCAUGUUUAAAGAUCUGUUUUACUAAAUACUAUUAGAAAACUGGCCUCCACCUUUAAGAGUAUCUUUUGUGUACUGGUUAAUAUUGGACCUUUGCUUGGCAAACUGACUUUGAGACAUUUUCAAUAAUGUGAGCAAAGUAGUGCAUGGUCAUCUUUUUGGUAUGUUGUGUCUGUGAAUAGUAUCUCGUGUUCCCUAUCUUUAGACAACAUCGUGUCACAUUGGGGCUAGGGGGAACUGUUAAUAGAUCAGCUGCAAGGGAACUGAACUAAAUACCAGCAGGUUGUAACCUGAAUUCUAACUUGGUAUGUUUGGUCUGUACCUUUGAACAAAUGACCUGGCAAUUUUCUGUUGGUGGUGUGUAUUGUCAGUGUUUGGUGUCUCAUAGUUCCUACACAAAGUGCUAAAUAAACUCUGCACCGCUGUAUUGCUGUUGUCACAUUUAAAUAAAGCCUCCUGUGAAUAGCAACUUGUCCCUCCUCACUUUUUAUUCCGUAAUUUAGAUUAUUGUGCAGCGAAGUAGCUUUUCUACAAAAGCAGUGUUGGGGCAAGGUGUGACACUGAGGGGGGACCCUGUCUGGGGCAGGAGCUGCUGUUGGGCUGCAGGUGACACUGAGAGCUCCAAGAGAAGGAACACCAGCCAUGCCACCACUCCUGGAGCAGGCACUGCACCUCCUGGGAAUCACCUCUGCCUCCCUGGCCUCUCCAGCAAUAUUCACCUUGAACCUGGGAUUUUCUUCAGCAUUUUCCUGCACUCCCUGAGGAGAUACACAGCCCUGGAGCAGGGGGAAGACAACAAAUGUACACAUGCUCUUGUGAACUUCUGUCUGGACCUUACUGCUACCAGAAACCUCCAGCUUGGCAAUAGACACCUGGAUUUGUGUUUGUAGGAAGAAAAAAGACCUGCUCAGUCUCCCACAGUGCCUCCACUUCUCUCCUAGCUUCUGUCACACUGCUUUGGUACUACAGGUGGGACAGUGUUGCAGAACUACUUUCCUGGAAACCAUCAAAAUUUUCAGUGUUUAUGGAUAUUCUGAUGAAGUAGUUAAGUAUGAUGGCAAAUAGAUUCUCUCCAGAGCAGUGUGUUUUGAUACCUGUGUGCUCUGUUCACCAUACCCAUGGUGGAAUCAGGCUGUGAUUGUUGUGAACUGUGAUUUCAGGAGGAUGAUUGUGUCACACUAUGGUUUUAGAGGCUUGUUGGUGAUGGGCAGCUCCAGGCCAAUUUUAAGUAUUGUUUAGAAACUUGUGAAGGCAUUAAUGUGACCCAGAAGGAUGAUGUUACUGUAUCAAACAAUGCCUUUUAGCACUGUUACCUGAACUUUGUGGUUGAAAAGAGCUUUUCUAUCUGAAAGGCAGGAAUCUGCAUGAGCAAGGCUUUUUUGGAAUUGUGCAUUGAGUUUUUCAUGUUACACAGAAAGAGCUGCUCCUCCUGCUCCAGGUAACUCUGGUCUGGUUUGUCAUUUAUCAUGGUCUAGUCAGGCAUGCAAAGAUCUUUGGAAACAUCCCUGUGAAAUAUUAAAAAAAAAGAAAAUCAUUGCUUUAUCUGAGUGACUGCAAUAGAAAGUUUCUGUAACAUUUGUUUUUCAGGCUGCAGUGAGAGAGUGCAGUGUGUCCAGGCAGUGACCAGGAGGACAGGAAGAUCCAUAACAUGGUGGCAGUGCUGGAAGUGAUCUCCAGCCUGGAGAAAUAUCCCAUUACCAAAGAGGCACUUGAGGAAACCAGACUCGGGAGGCUCAUCAAUGAGGUGAGGAAGAAGACAUCCAAUGAGGAACUUGCCAAACGUGCCAAGAAGUUGCUGAGGAAUUGGCAGAAGUUGAUAGAACCCGUAACCCAGAACGAGCCGGUGCCAAGGGGGCUGCCCAACCCGCCGGGAUCAGCGAAUGGAGGUGCUCACAACUGCAAACCAGACUCACAACUUCCUGCUGUGCCCGGCGCCAAGCCCAUCAGCGAACUGAAAAGCAGGAAUGAUAUCCAGAAACUAAAUUCUCCAAAAGCUGAGAAACUGGGAAAUAGGAAAAGGAAAGGUGAUCACAGGGACGGGCAUCAGGGCCCUCCUCCCGCAAAGGUCUCCAAAGCUAGUCAUGAAGUAUUACAAAACUCUUCACCCCCUCCAACCAAUGGAAUUGGAGGUAGUCCUGAAAAUUUUCCUAGUCCUGUAGACAUAAACCUACACGCAGGGCCUGAAAGCAGCAGGACAGAUCUCAGUGAAAACGAUAAACACAAUAAGAUCCCAGUAAAUGCUGUAAAACCUCACACCAGUUCUCCAGGACUUGUAAAACCUUCAAGCACUUCCUCGUUACUAAAGACUGCAGUGCUUCAGCAACAUGAUAAAUCGGAAGAAGCCACGGGCCCCCACCAGCCCAAGAGCCCACGCUGCUCCUCCUUUAGCCCCAGGAACGUUAGGCAUGAUACUUUUGCUCGGCAGCACACCACGUACUCACCAAAGGAUUCGAUGCCCAGUCCAUCUCAGAGGUCUCAGUUCGCAGACGCCGCGCCGGUGCCGUCGCCGCCGCCAUCCCUGAUGCAGCCAUCCUCACCUCCCGUGCCAGCCAAGAGACUGGAGUUCCCUCCUCAGGCGGCCCCCGAGGCGGCGCAGCACUGGCAGGAGCAGCAGGGAGCCCCCGAGGGCCAGCACAGGCACACAGCAGGGACACUUCAGCAGCACACGGCUCCCGGCUGCAAAGCCCAUCCCGGGGAAUCACACGUGGGCUUCCCGCAGGACACUUCCAGAAUGGACAGUGACGAUGCUGCUUCAGGGUCUGAUAGCAAAAAGAAGAAAAGGUACCGACCCAGAGACUAUACAGUCAACUUGGAUGGGCACGUGAUAGAAGGGGGUGUGAAACCUGUGAGGUUAAAAGAGAGAAAACUCACUUUUGAUCCCAUGACAGGACAGAUAAAACCUUUAACACCGAAAGAUCCUUUGCAGGUAGAAAUCCCUGCACUUACUGAACAGCACAGGACAGAAACAGAAAAGCAGGAGCAAAAACCCAACCUGCAAAGCCCCUUUGAACAAACGAACUGGAAAGAGUUGUCCAGAAAUGAAAUCAUUCAGUCAUAUUUAAACAGACAGAGUAGCUUGCUGUCUUCAUCAGGAGUACAGACUCCAGGAGCUCACUACUUCAUGUCUGAGUAUUUAAAGCAGGAGGAAAGCACUAGAAAAGAGGCUAGAAAGACUCACGUUCUAGCUCCUAACAGCAAACCUACAGACUUGCCUGGGGUCACCAGAGAGGUCACGGGCGAUGACCUCGACAGAAUACGUGACCACAACUGGCCAGGCGUGAACGGUUGUUAUGACACACAGGGUAACUGGUAUGAUUGGACACAGUGCAUAUCCUUAGAUCCACACGGGGAUGAUGGGAGAUUGAACAUCCUGCCUUACGUCUGCCUAGACUGAGAGCAGUUCUGCUAAGCACGCUUUUUACACCUGCACUUAGCAGAACUGGCAGACACGAUGCCACUUCCAGCUGGAGAGAGCCUCCUGUCCUGGACAAACAGGCCCCACGAGCAGAGGGGGGGAGGGAGCUGGGCCUUUCCAGCUCGUUCCUUUAAAUUCUCCUUUUGUGAAAUGCUGCUACCAGUUUACUAACAAUUGCAAAGGAAGGCAUACGAAGGUUUGAUCAGUUGAGUUCAAAACUCUAUAGCAAGCCAGCUAUAAAAAGUGUUAGUCCCCAAGAAGUGAAGAGGAUUUCCAGCACUUUCUGAAUGCCGGAAUCUUAUUACAGGCAGGUACAGAGAAAAAUUUUGGAAGUUACCUUAACAAAAUAUGCAUCUAUUUAUUUGACUUGAUUUGGGUUUUUAUUUGGCAGUGAGAUAUUCGAGAGACAAUGUGCAAAAACUGUAGUUUUAUUUCUAUCACAUCUCUGAACAUGAUUGAGUUAAGAGUCAUGUGGUACGGAGAUUGGGUUUUAAACAGCAGGUGUUGCACUGCAGGCUGGGCCACCAGCUUCAGCUCAACAUUCCAUAGGCAUCCACAUAUUUUAGUCUGGUUUCAGUUUAAAUCCAGUCUCUGAGAAAUGCUGCAAAAACUAGAUGUUUAAUGAUAUUUUUUGAUCCCACCACCACCAGCCAAAUAUUUUUCCUCCUUUUCCCUUCCUGCAAACUUAUAGGUAAAAAACAAAAAGACAAAAAAAAACCAAAAAGACAGAAAGAAAAAAAAAAAAGAAAAAUCACCUUUUCUAGAAUCUAAAUGUAAUGAGGGUGCUACAAGUUUGUAACUGUACUGUGAGAGGGAAAAAGGAAGCCUGUUUGUAUGCUGGAAAUAUACUUGUUACCAUUCCUUUAGAUAUUGUUUGCCUUAUGGAUAUCCAUCAUAAACGCAAUUUGCAAAAACAAAGAGCCUUAGUGAAUGUACAGUAACUAGACUUCUGUGUUCCUGGGAUGCAGAAGGGAGCAACUUUGCUAUUUGGUCCUUUAAGUGGACACGUUGUGAUAUAAAUGUGGAAAUAAAAAAAAUUUGCACAAA
This is a messenger RNA of Lonchura striata (white-rumped munia), 4835 nucleotides long. The record is from RefSeq and is a predicted model, not a curated record. NCBI's taxonomy places the organism in Eukaryota, Metazoa, Chordata, Aves, Passeriformes, Estrildidae.